Suncus etruscus (white-toothed pygmy shrew) is the source of this 3170-nucleotide messenger RNA. It is a transcript of the gene RPS6KA5, whose product is annotated as ribosomal protein S6 kinase A5. The transcript is spliced from 17 exons. The record is from RefSeq and is a predicted model, not a curated record. Gene Ontology annotation, molecular function: protein serine/threonine kinase activity; ATP binding; magnesium ion binding. NCBI's taxonomy places the organism in Eukaryota, Metazoa, Chordata, Mammalia, Eulipotyphla, Soricidae. Gene Ontology annotation, biological process: protein phosphorylation; intracellular signal transduction; regulation of DNA-templated transcription. The coding region runs from base 134 to 2512 and encodes 792 amino acids.
GAGGAGGAGGAGGAGCAGCAGCAGCCGCGCGGCCAGAGCGGGAAAAAGAGCCUCUUCUGGGCGCUGCGAGGGGCCGGGAGCCUGUGGAUCUCCCCUCGGAAGGACACCCCGCGGGCUCGGGGCAAGGAAGAAGAUGGAAGAGGAGGAGGGCGGCAGCGGUGGCGGCGCCGCGGCGGGAGAGCUGCUCCGGACUGUCAAGCACGAGCUGCGCACGGCUAACUUAACGGGACAUGCAGAGAAGGUGGGGAUUGAAAAUUUUGAACUCCUGAAGGUCUUAGGAACUGGUGCUUAUGGAAAGGUGUUUCUGGUUCGUAAAAUAAGCGGCCACGAUUCUGGAAAGCUCUAUGCCAUGAAAGUCUUGAAAAAGGCAACCAUCGUUCAAAAGGCCAAAACCACAGAGCACACACGGACGGAGCGGCAGGUGCUAGAACACAUCAGGCAGUCCCCAUUCCUGGUGACGCUGCACUAUGCCUUCCAGACGGAAACCAAACUUCAUCUCAUUCUAGAUUAUAUAAAUGGUGGAGAACUUUUUACGCAUCUUUCUCAGAGAGAGCGUUUCUCAGAGCACGAGGCGCAGAUCUAUGUGGGAGAGAUUGUGCUCGCGCUCGAGCACCUCCACAAGUUGGGGAUUAUAUACCGGGACAUUAAGCUUGAGAAUAUUCUCCUUGAUUCUAAUGGCCAUGUGGUGCUGACUGAUUUUGGUCUGAGUAAGGAGUUUGUGGCUGAUGAAGCUGAAAGAGCAUAUUCCUUCUGUGGAACUAUUGAAUACAUGGCCCCAGAUAUUGUCAAAGGAGGAGAUUCAGGACAUGACAAGGCUGUUGACUGGUGGAGCUUAGGUGUCCUAACGUAUGAAUUACUCACUGGGGCCUCUCCUUUCACUGUCGAUGGAGAAAAGAAUUCCCAAGCUGAGAUAUCUAGGAGAAUAUUGAAAAGUGAGCCCCCAUACCCCCAAGAAAUGAGUGCUGUAGCGAAAGACUUAAUCCAACGCCUCUUGAUGAAAGAUCCCAAGAAAAGGUUAGGAUGUGGCCCACGCGAUGCUGAUGAGAUCAAAGAACAUCUCUUCUUCCAGAAAAUCAAUUGGGAUGACUUAGCUGCAAAAAAAGUGCCCGCACCAUUCAAGCCGGUCAUCCGUGAUGAGUUGGAUGUGAGUAACUUUGCUGAAGAGUUCACAGAGAUGGACCCCACCUACUCACCCGCAGCACUGCCACAGAGCUCAGAGAGGCUCUUCCAGGGCUAUUCCUUUGUAGCUCCUUCCAUUCUCUUCAAGCGGAAUGCAGCCGUCAUUGACCCACUGCAGUUUCAUAUGGGAGUGGAGCGGCCCGGAGCAACAAACGUGGCCAGAAGUGCAAUGAUGAAGGACUCCCCAUUCUAUCAACACUAUGACCUCGACCUGAAAGACAAACCUUUGGGGGAAGGAAGUUUUUCCAUUUGCCGGAAGUGCGUUCACAAAAAAAGUAAUCAAGCGUUUGCAGUCAAAAUUAUCAGCAAAAGAAUGGAAGCCAAUACUCAAAAGGAACUCACAGCUCUGAAGCUCUGCGAAGGACACCCCAAUAUUGUGAAAUUGCACGAAGUGUUUCAUGAUCAGCUUCACACAUUUCUCGUGAUGGAGCUUCUGAAUGGGGGGGAGCUCUUCGAACGCAUUAAGAAGAAGAAGCACUUCAGUGAGACUGAGGCCAGCUACAUCAUGCGAAAGCUCGUCUCUGCCGUUAGCCACAUGCACGAUGUUGGCGUGGUGCACCGUGACUUGAAGCCUGAGAAUUUACUGUUCACGGAUGAGAAUGACAAUUUAGAAAUCAAAGUCAUUGACUUUGGAUUUGCACGCUUGAAGCCUCCCGACAACCAGCCGCUAAAGACUCCGUGUUUCACACUGCACUAUGCAGCCCCGGAGCUCCUCAACCACAACGGCUAUGACGAGUCCUGUGACCUCUGGAGCCUGGGCGUCAUUCUAUAUACCAUGUUGUCGGGUCAGGUCCCAUUCCAGUCUCAGGAUAAAAGUUUGACGUGUACCAGUGCAGUGGAGAUCAUGAAGAAAAUUAAAAAAGGAGAUUUCUCCUUUGAAGGAGAAGCCUGGAAAAAUGUUUCCCAAGAGGCUAAAGACUUGAUCCAAGGACUGCUCACCGUCGACCCAAAUAAGAGACUUAAAAUGUCCGGUCUGAGAUACAAUGAAUGGCUUCAAGAUGGCAGCCAGCUGUCCUCGAACCCUCUGAUGACGCCUGACAUCCUGGGGUCUUCAGGAGCGGCCGUGCACACCUGCGUGAAAGCAACCUUCCACGCUUUCAACAAAUACAAGCGAGAAGGCUUCUGCCUGCAGAAUGUCGAUAAGGCCCCUUUGGCCAAGAGGAGGAAGAUGAAAAAGACCAGCACCAGCACGGAGACCCGCAGUAGCUCCAGCGAGAGCUCUCACUCCUCAUCCUCACACUCACAUGGGAAAACCACCCCGACCAAGAGCCUGCAGCCAAGCAACCCCUCCGACAGCAAUAACACAGAGGCCCUCUUCCAAUUUGCCGACUGAGCAGCCCCACCAGCCCCAGGGCACUGUGGUCCCCUCAGCUCAGGUCUCAGCCUGGCCCCAAGACAUGUGCUUCUAAGAACUCGUCCUGUUGAUCUCUGGGGAAUCUGCCUCAAAUGGAGGAAAACCCCAUCAACAGUCAGGAUGAGGCUUUCAGUGGUAUUGGAAACCCUGUGGGUGUUCCUGACCCGAAAGGCACCAGACUGAGGCUGAUAUUGUGAAUAGAGCAGACAGGAUGGUGUCAAGCCAUGGAGCCUAGUCCCAGCAGGACUGUUCUAGAAUGAGCAGAGAUGAGCUGGUGACAUCUGCUUAAGGGCCAAGCUAGAUUUGAGCAGUUCACACAAAUCCCCAGUCUGCCAGCUAUCUGCCAGCAACUGCAGACUCAGGCUGGAGAAACCCAUUGGUUUUUGCCUUGUGGUCUUGUAUGUGUAUGUCUGUGUGUCUGUGUGUGUGUGUAUACGAGUGUAUGUGUGUGCUUUAAAGAGAUUUGCAAUUACUAAAGAGUCAUUUCUCAGAGAAAAAGGUCUUGACUGUUUGCAGAAAAAGUCUGUCAUAAAUUUUAUGUGUGGCCUGUCUUAAAUUUCUUGUGAGAGAAUUUUAACUUAUUGUUUUGAUUUAUGGCUACGUAUGAUCACAACCAGCUAGGAUUAUUCUUUUCCUU